Molecule: messenger RNA, 2276 nt
Organism: Mya arenaria
Lineage: Eukaryota; Metazoa; Mollusca; Bivalvia; Myida; Myidae
Product: flavin-containing monooxygenase 5-like
Exons: 9
Coding region: 138-1736 (532 amino acids)
Molecular function (GO): NADP binding; N,N-dimethylaniline monooxygenase activity; flavin adenine dinucleotide binding
Source: RefSeq, a predicted model, not a curated record
CAAGGUUAGAUGUAGCUGUCAUAAAGUAGAACGUUCAAUCUGGGACCAAAACAUUAAGCAAGAGGCAUUUUUAUUUGCUUUAAACACUAGCUGGUACACAAUGAUUUAUUGAGGUACAUUGUAAGCAAUCUGAUAUCAUGAAGGUUGCAAUUAUUGGAGCUGGUGCCAGCGGGCUCACGGCCAUCAAGUGUUGCCUGGAUGAAGAGCUUGAACCGACAUGUUAUGAACGGACAGAUGAACUUGGGGGUCUGUGGAACUACAAAGAUGAAGUGAGGGAUGGCCAGGCCAGUGUUAUGAAAUCUACAGUGAUCAACACCAGCAAGGAGAUAAUGUGUUACAGUGACUUUCCAAUACCAGCCGAGUACCCUGUGUUCAUGCACAACAAGUAUGUUCUGCGGUAUUUCCAUCUGUAUGCACAGGAGUUCAGACUAACCAAGUAUAUACAGUUCAACACUGAGAUAAUCACGUUGAAGAAAUGUAGGGAUUUUGCAUCUACAGGCAAAUGGCUGCUAAAUGUGAAAGACAAACUUACAGGUGAAUGCAAGGAACUUGUAUAUGACGCAGUUCUGAUUUGUACUGGCCACCAUGCCAAUACACACAAGCCAUCUUUCCCUGGACAGGACAGGUUCAAAGGGAAGAUAAUUCAUUCCCAUGACUACAAGAACAGCCUCAGCUAUGAGGACAAGCGGGUCGUUAUUGUUGGUAUCGGCAACUCUGGGGGUGAUGCUGCUGUGGAACUUAGUAGAGUGGCCUCACAGGUGUUUCUGAGUACACGUCGCGGGUCCUGGAUCUUGAACAGAGUCGCAGAGAAAGGCAUGCCGGUCGACAUGUGCUAUAUCAGCCGGUUCUUCAACGCCCUUCAGACACGAUUUCCGGGUUUUAUCGAGACCAUGGCCAAAAAGCAACUCAACAAUAAAGUUGAUCUUGAGUUGUACUCCUUGAAACCAAAGCAUGGCCCAUUUGCACAACAUCCAACUGUUAACGAUGAUUUGCCAAACAGAAUUAUCUGUGGUUCAGUGAAAGUGAAGUCUAAUAUUGAAGAAAUCACAGAGACUGGUAUUAAGUUUGACGACGGGACAUUUGAAGAUGAUAUAGAUGUUCUAUUUCUUGCCACGGGGUACACAUUCGGUUUCCCCUUCCUUGACAAAAGCGUCAUUGAAGUUGAGAACAAUAAGGUGGAAUUGUUUAAGUAUAUGUUUCCCCCUGACUUGGAGCAUCAUACUCUAGCUGUGAUAGGCUUUAUACAGCCGCUAGGAGCCAUCAUGCCCAUCAGUGAACUACAGUGUCGGCUUGCCACAAGGGUUUUUAAGGGUGUCACCAAACUUCCCAGCAGGUCUGAGAUGUGGUCAAAUAUCAAGGGGAAAGCGGAGGCCAUGUCCGCACGGUACGUGCAUUCGCCACGUCACACGAUACAGGUGGAUUACAUCCCUUUCCUGGAUGAGCUGGCGUUGCUGAACGGGUGUAAACCCAACCUAGUGAAGCUGCUGUUGAAGGAUCGUGCUCUUGCCAUGAAGUGUAUAUUCGGCCCCUGCACGCCCUACCAAUUCCGACUAGAGGGGCCAGGCAAGUGGAAAGGCGCUAGAAAAGCCAUCAUGACACAGUGGGACCGUACCCUUGCGCCUUUGAAGACCAAACCCAUUGAAGCGAGUAAGAAAAAUGAGAUGUUGGGAUUUUUGUGGUUUUACAUCUGUUUUGUGGGACUAUUUGUUCUGGUGCUAAGCUGGUUUAAGCAUUGAGGAUAAGUGAAGACAACACUGUGAUUUGUCAGUAGUCUGUUAGUUUCAAGGAUGUGAAAUGAAUUGUUGAUUUCCAUUUUUAGCCGGUCUGUUUGCGAAGAAAAAAGUCAAGUUUAAUAUGGGUCAGGUAGGCUUGGUGUUGUUAUUUAUGUGAAGAUAGUAAUCUUAGUCAUUAUGAAAAAACAGUUAAAGAUAUUCACAUAUAGAACAACUGUUAUGAUUAACAAUUACAGAUGUGUAGCAACUACAAGCAUAACUCUCUGGCUUUAAUAAUUGUAGUUAUUCUUUUAUUGACUAAAAAAAACAGUCAAGCAUUGGAAUGCUCUUUUGGUGCUCUUUGACGUAUAUAUUUUUUUUUCUUAAGGAGCAAUUGAUGGCAAGCUUAUUGUCUGUUUUAUUUUUAGGGACAAAAUCAAUUUCAACAUUAUUUACAAUUAUUUUACUGCUAUAUAUUCGUAGUCUAGUCCAUGUUUUUUUUUUAAACAUUACGAUGAAUAUAUGACAUAUACAUAAUAAUAUAAUUUAUAUAUAUAUAUCAAA